This is a messenger RNA of Triticum aestivum (bread wheat), 1203 nucleotides long. RefSeq names its product N-acetyltransferase 9-like protein. The record is from RefSeq and is a predicted model, not a curated record. The transcript has 6 exons. The coding region runs from base 75 to 701 and encodes 208 amino acids. Gene Ontology annotation, molecular function: N-acetyltransferase activity. Lineage: Eukaryota; Viridiplantae; Streptophyta; Magnoliopsida; Poales; Poaceae.
GCUGUUCCGUGGACCGUGGGGCAAAAACAAAUUCUGAGAAAACCGUGGGGCGAAGUUGAAACCCUGCGGCUGCAAUGGAGGCGGCGGCGGCGGCCGUGGGCGGGGAGGACGACGGGAGGGGUCGGAAGGGAAGCUGGUACGCGGUGGGGGAGCGCGCGGUGCUGGUGCCGUACCUGCGGGAGCACGUGCCGCGGUACCACGAGUGGAUGCAAGACCCGGCGCUACUGGAGGCCACCGCGUCGGAGCCGCUCUCCCUCGCCCAGGAGUUCGAGGUCCACCGCUCCUGGACCCUCGACCCUCUCAAGCAUACUUUCAUAGUGCUGGAUAAGGAGUUGAUCGAGGGAGAGUUCGUGGUCGGGAACCCACACACCGAAGCUAUGAUUGGCGAUGUCAACAUCUAUAUGAAUGACCCUGAUGAUUUGGAACUUGCAGAGAUAGAGAUUAUGAUAGCUGAACAAAAGAGCCGUGGAAAGGGACUAGGUCAAGAAGUGACCUUAAUGAUGAUGUCGUUUGCAGUAGAGAAAUACGGAAUUCACACUUUCAGAGCAAAAAUUAGUGAUUCGAAUACUGCAUCGUUAAAGCUCUUCAGAAAAUUGGGCUUCAAGGAUGCUUCCCAUAGUGCAGUUUUUAAGGAGGUGACACUGGAGGCGCCUGCAGCUGAACUCCCAUUAAGCUCCCCUCUGACCGUAGGAAGUUGGUGACAUCUGUGAUUAUAUGCCCCAAGAUGUGUUGCAGUAGACAUGCAAUCAGUGGUUGGUCUUCAUCAACUGAUAGAAGCUACUCCCUCCGUUCCAAAUUACUUGUCUUGGAUUUGUCUAGAUACGGAUGUAUCUAGACUCAUUUUAGUGCUAGAUACCUCCGUAUCUAGACAAAUCUAAGACAAGUAAUUCGGAACGGAGGGAGUAAUUGUGUGAGCUAUCAGCAUACUUAAUGUAAUGAGUACUGCCUUCAUCUGCCAACAACUGCUUGGGCCGAUUGCGCACAGAGAUAUAUAUAGCAAUAAUAAUAGGAAGAACCCUGUGUUGGGUUCCUGAGCAGUUGAGGUGACGCCUAAUGUUUUGUGGCGAAGCGUUGCAAGUUCGGUACAAAUUGCCAUUGGGGCAAACUUAACAAGGUCGCGGUAAUUUGCAGGAACUGUAGAUGGUAUAUGCAUCGUCAAUGACACAACAUGGGACAUUUUGUUUUGAAGCAUUUCACGGUGCU